Molecule: messenger RNA, 1479 nt
Organism: Penicillium angulare
Lineage: Eukaryota; Fungi; Ascomycota; Eurotiomycetes; Eurotiales; Aspergillaceae
Product: ERG4/ERG24 ergosterol biosynthesis protein
Exons: 2
Coding region: 1-1479 (492 amino acids)
Biological process (GO): ergosterol biosynthetic process
Cellular component (GO): endoplasmic reticulum membrane
Molecular function (GO): Delta24(24-1) sterol reductase activity
Source: RefSeq, a predicted model, not a curated record
AUGGCUGGAACUACAGAGCUCAAGUCCAGAAAACGGACGCAAAAUGAACAAGAUACUGGCAUUACCUCCGAUGCUAUGAUGCAAAAGGAAAAGAAUGACUUUGCCCUGGAGCAUAUUACCGGUGGCUGGAAGCCAGGAAUGGACCCCAAGGUCGACUAUUCAGGCCAUUUCGAAUUUGGGGGUUCACUUGGUUGCUUGGGCCUCAUGAUCGGCUUUCCCUCGUUGAUGUAUUACAUGUGGAUUGGCGCAACAUACUAUGACGGCAAGUUGCCUCUUCCAGAAAACGGCCAAUCAAUCCAGGAUUUUGUAAAGCAUAUGGGUCAUCUGGUCUACACUGGUGCAUUCCCACAUGCCCGUGCCUGGCGUAUCUACUGGACAUAUUUCAGUUUCGAAGCAAUCUGUUACCUUUUAAUGCCUGGUUUUAUUUGCUAUGGAAAGCCUCUCGCUCAUCUUGGAGGGAAGCAAUUGAAGUAUCGUUGCUCUGCCUACACCAGCUUCUAUCUGACUAUCGUGGUCAUGGCUGGCUUGCACGGCACUGGUCUAUUCCCCAUCUACACAUUCCUGGAUGAAUUCGGGCCGCUGAUGUCUGUCUCUAUUCUUUCGGGUUAUCUGAACAGUUUGAUCACCUACAUUCAGGCUUUUAUUCGUGGAAACCAACACCGUGUCACUGGAUACCCAAUCUACGAUUUCUUCAUGGGCGCUGAACUGAACCCACGCCUGUUUGGAAUUUUAGACUUCAAGAUGUUCUACGAAGUCCGGAUUCCUUGGUUCAUCCUCUUUGGUCUCAGCUGUGCGGCAGCUACUCGACAAUAUGAGAGAUACGGUUAUGUCUCCGGUGAAGUUCUGUUCCUAGUGAUGGCCCACUAUCUCUAUGCCAACGCAUGCUCCAAGGGAGAGCACCUCAUCACAACCUCAUGGGACAUGUACCAAGAGAAGCUUGGCUUCAUGCUGACCUUCUGGAAUAUGGCUGGUGUUCCCAUGUCAUACUGCCACUGUACUCUGUACCUUGCAAACCACGACCCAGCCACAUAUGCGUGGAACAAGGUUGCUCUGGCGGCGUACUUCAUCUCCUACCUCUUUGUGUACUGGGUUUGGGACACAGCCAAUGGACAAAAGAACUCUUUUCGUAUGAUGGAACGUGGAACCUGGGUGAAGCGCAAUACUUUCCCACAACUUCCUUGGCAGGAAAUCCACAAUGCUAAGACUAUUGUCUCUGAGAAUGGGGAUACGAUUCUUGCUGACGGAUGGUAUGGACUGGCGCGCAAGGUUCAUUACAGUUGCGAUAUGUUUUUCGCUAUCUCUUGGGGCUUGAUCACUGGUUUUGAGAGCCCAUUUCCAUGGUUUUAUCCCGUGUUUUUCUGCAUCAUGAUCACGCAUCGUGUCUGGCGCGAUGUCAACAAAUGCAGAUACAAGUAUGGUGCUGCAUGGACUCAAUAUGAGAAGCAGGUGCCAUAUCUUUUCAUCCCUUACGUUGUCUAG